GAUCAAAAAUAGUUCUUCCUUCGUUACGGCCGCCAUAUUGGUUACCUAUUAAAUUGUAGAGGAAGAGCUACAAAAUCCUUAAACAUCUGUUAAUAAUUUGAGUCACGGGGUCUUUUUGUGCAUUAAUUUUGUGGGUGCGGGUUUAUUGGAAUGGCUGACACGGAUAAAUUAAAUAUAGACAGUAUUAUAGCAAGACUUCUUGAAGUCAGAGGCUCCAGACCAGGAAAGAAUGUUCAGCUGACAGAAUCUGAAAUCAGGGGGCUCUGUUUAAAGUCUCGAGAAAUCUUCCUUAGCCAGCCCAUUUUAUUAGAGCUGGAAGCUCCAUUAAAAAUAUGUGGUGACAUCCAUGGUCAGUAUUACGACCUGUUACGCUUGUUUGAGUAUGGCGGUUUUCCACCAGAGUCAAACUAUUUGUUUCUUGGUGACUAUGUGGACAGAGGCAAACAGUCUUUGGAAACCAUUUGCCUUCUCUUAGCAUACAAGAUCAAAUAUCCUGAAAACUUUUUCCUCCUACGAGGCAAUCAUGAAUGUGCCAGUAUCAAUAGGAUAUAUGGGUUCUAUGAUGAAUGCAAGCGACGAUACAAUAUAAAAUUAUGGAAAACAUUUACAGACUGUUUUAAUUGCCUGCCAAUCGCUGCCAUUAUUGAUGAAAAAAUUUUCUGCUGUCAUGGAGGCUUGAGUCCAGACUUGCAGUCCAUGGAGCAGAUAAGGCGGAUUAUGAGACCUACUGAUGUGCCAGAUCAAGGUCUGCUCUGUGACUUGUUGUGGUCUGAUCCUGACAAAGAAACUAUGGGAUGGGGUGAAAAUGACAGGGGUGUUUCUUUCACUUUCGGAGCUGAAGUGGUGGCAAAGUUCUUACAUAAGCAUGACUUGGAUCUCAUAUGUCGUGCUCAUCAGGUGGUAGAGGAUGGUUAUGAAUUUUUUGCAAAACGACAGUUGGUAACAUUAUUUUCUGCACCUAACUACUGUGGAGAGUUUGACAAUGCUGGGGCCAUGAUGAGUGUUGAUGAAACACUGAUGUGUUCUUUCCAGAUAUUGAAGCCUGCUGACAAAAAAAAGUUCCCUUAUGGGGGUUUGAAUGCAGGUCGACCUGUAACACCUCCAAGGGGUAAUCAGAAAGCCAAAGGCAAGAUGUAACAAUUUAAAUGAACAAAUGUUCUUGACAUUUUCCACCCACAGACCCACUUGAAAUUGUAUAUUUAACAGGACAUUCACAAUAAGCUAUUCCCUCGUGACUAGUUGUAUAGAGAAAACAAAACGUUAACAUAAGUGUUGUUUGCUUGCUGCCCCAGCAUGGAAAUUUUUAAUUUUCAUUUGGCAGUAACAAAACAGCUUAAAAGUUUCAAUUAUUACAUCAAAUGCUGUUUAACUAAAGGGAAAAUUGACAUCAUAUUUAAACAAGUUUCAAAUGCUUUAACAAUAUUAAGUUCAACAUUUCAUGUUAGGAAAUGCUCACCUUCAUGACUGUGUCACCAAUAUGGCGGCCUCAUUUGUCUCAACAAUGGUAGCACUUGCUCUUAACAAUCAGUGUUUUUUUUUUCCUCUUUAUUAUUUAGGCUUGUCUGGUCAGAAUUUGACUGGAUGUGAAUAAGGGGCUAAUGCUCUGUUGUUGAUAGUCCACACUGACACAGUCAUGAUUGUUUAUUUGACCAUAUCCUGACUUGCAUUUUAUGUUUCAAGAAGUUUGGUUUUUUUCCAUGUUCUCAUUGUAAUAUAUUCUUGUAUAUAUGUUAACUAAAUUGUUGAAACUUUUUUAUAACAAUGAUUUCACUUUAGGUUUUCUUUUCUCACUUUGUAAGAGAGAUUAGUGUACAUUGUUAAACUGCUAUAUUAUUAAGUACAUGAUCAUGAAUUAUUUUAUUCAUUUACAUAAAAUGGUAAUUCUUUUCUCUUUAAUUCUGAGAUACUUUUACUUAUAAACAAUAUUGUAAUAGUAUUCCCUUUUUCAAACAUUCACUUAACUUUCUCUUUGAAAUGUUAAUGGAUUUGAAUUUGAAAUAAAUGUUAUGCUCAGAGAUCAGCUCAUUAGUUUUAUUUAUAACCAGUUGUAAGAAAUCUGCAAUAGGUUGCCGAGAUGCAGCUAUGUUUAGUAAAGAGUGUAUAUUGUGAAACUGUUCAAAUGUACAGACCAAGUAUACUAGUGAUACAUUAUUUUUUUCUGUGCUAUUAAAUAGCUAUCUUUAUAAUAAGUAAGGAUAAAAAUAGUGGGCCCUUCAGGCAAUAAGUCUAGUUCAUUAUUUUGUUUGCUAUAAGCCUGAGUGUUUCAUUGCUUUGAAAAUACUUAGCUUUUGUAUGUCAUGUGCUGCACGUAUCUUGUAUUAUAAGAAAAUUAAGGAAUUAAAGUAAACAAUUUAGUAACUGUGACCAUGUGGUUUUUUGUUUCUCUUAAGUUUUUUGUACCAGAUUUUUGUGUAUUGGUGUCCAGUCACUUAAAAUGCACUAGGUAAAUACAACCAUUAUUUGUGUAUGUAAAUGUGUCUAGGUGGCCCCAUCUUUCUUUGUAAGAAAAGAUUCUUCUGCAUCAGCUUUAAAGAUUACAUUCUAAACUAGUUAUUAAUAGCUUUGGUGUAUCCAUAGCUGGUCACAAACUUAGUGAAGACAUCUAGUCUUUUAUUUUGUCCAUUUAUAUAUACACUGUACAGAGUUGUCUGCCAAUGAAAUAAUGAAUCAUUUAAUUUUUGUCAUUUCAGUGUUAAUUAAUUGAAUUAAUGUAGAGAGUAAAUUGGUCUUUUUGAAUGCUUCAUCAUUUUGUUUAGGCAUCAGCAAUCAAACAGUGUUAGCUUCAUUCCAAAUUCAAUGCCAUUUCUCUCAGUAUUUAUGUAUAUAUAUGGUUUAUGUAGAUUUAUUCAACUUAAUAUUCAAGUGUGAAUUAGUUGCUCUAAUAACAAUAAUAUAAAGGCAUUGGUCCAAUCUUUUGUUGAUCUCAAAUUUAGUAAGAGACACAAAACAUUGUAACACAUUUCUGGUUGGCUAAUAAACUUAGACAGGUGUUGAUCUUUAUAUCAAGUAGUUUGUUGCUAUGUUCAGUAAGAAUUGUCAGAAUUUCAUGAUUUUAAAAAAACAAUCAAUUGAUUUCAUGUUUUUCUUUCCCAUCAGAAUGAGGAGAAUAACUGGAGUGUGUAGGCAGACUGCAAUGUUUAGUAAUUCUCCAUGUUUAAUGAAGUAUUUCUUGUGUCCCUGCUCAAGUGUUUCUCUUAGACCAGCAGAUCUCUGAUCUACAACUGGAGUAUGUCUACUUAACUUCCUGAUAAUCAUACGACUGGUAUCUCUUUUUGUUCAGUUGAAAGUUUUCAUUUAUGUUAUUACUUUUUCCAAUGGGCCAAGGCUUCUAAAAUUAUAGGUAAUAAAUUAUAUCCAAAACAAUAAACUGGAACUAGAUAUAAAGUUGCAUACAAGCAGGGGUUGAGACUGAAAAUGGUCCAUUUAUUUGUUACUAUUAUUACAAAUAUGCAAUCCAUAUUUAUUUUUGGCUUGUGCCAGGAAUACAAGUGACACUGUGACAGUACAAAUGUAAUAUCAAUAAAACUACCCGUCAAUACAAUGUCA
Physella acuta is the source of this 3546-nucleotide messenger RNA. Its product is annotated as serine/threonine-protein phosphatase alpha-2 isoform. The record is from RefSeq and is a predicted model, not a curated record. NCBI's taxonomy places the organism in Eukaryota, Metazoa, Mollusca, Gastropoda, Physidae. Gene Ontology annotation, molecular function: protein serine/threonine phosphatase activity. Gene Ontology annotation, cellular component: nucleus; cytoplasm.